AUGCUGAAUGAAGAUUACUUCGCUGAGGAUCUUCCUGGGAAUAAAAGGAAGAAGCACACACGAAGCGAAUCUGUCCAAUUGGGGUAUGCAUCUGACUCUGAAGAUAAUGGCCAAGGUGACCUGGAUGAAGAGAUCGAUGAUGAGUCCGACGAGUUACUGAAAAGCGACCAGGAAAAAGAAAAAGAAGACAUCAGUGAUGAUGACAUGUUUGCCAGUGACAAUGAGGAAGUUAAUGAGAAGAAGAAGUCCAAAACCUUGGAUAUGGACAAGUUUGAGCAGGAACAGGGCCUAGGUGAAUACGAUGAGCAGAAUGUUGCAGCCACAGAGGAAAAUCAACCAUUUGCAGACCCAGAAGAAGAACAGGAACUCAUAGAUUACCACAAUAAUAUUGAGGACUUCAAUGGAGAAGAUAUAUCUCGUCCCAAACAGGAAUUGGCUUUGGAGGCAUUCAAUUUGCGAGAAGAGGUUGAAGAGGGAGAAUUUGAUAAAAACAUGAACUAUAUCAGGAAAAAGACAAGCGACGAUGAAAAUGAUGAGGAUGCCUGGAUGUCAAACAUCAAGAAAAUUGAUAUCGAGAAAGCCAGGGCUGCCCAAUUAAGGCGACAAAACAAGGUCGUUAGUACCGUUGCAGUGUCUACUGAGACGCUAAUUGUGGCCGUUUUAGAUAUUCUAGAACCGGCAGAAACGCCAAUGGAAGCUCUAUCACGGCUCCGGCCAUGUAAAUCUCGACGGGGGAAUAAACUGAAGAAGGUAUCUGGGCCUGAAGAUUUGGCGAGAAAGCAAACAGUGUUCAACUUAACAGAGAGUUGUGAGCGUCUCAUGAAUGAGAAAGGAGUCUCGCAGAUUUAUGAUAUGACAAAAGAGGAGCUAAUGAGAGUGUAUAAGCGAGAGACUGGUGAAGAUUAUCGUGGAAAUCUACGGAAGCGACAGCUCGAGGAAGAUGAAGCAGGGGAGGAUGAACUAGAGAAGGAAAAGGCAAGAGAAGUUCGAGGAGCCGAUGCCAAAUGGGAGUAUCGUUGGCUAGACGAGGAGAGUGUCUGGCAUGGACCACACACCAGUUACGAGAUGAAGUACUGGAAGGACAACUACUUUGAGAACAAUGUGGAGGUUCGAAGAGUUGGUGAACACCAAGUCCAACAUAUCUCAGAAGCUGAAUUUCCCAACGACAUUGAUUAUAGGACAUAA
This is a messenger RNA of Sungouiella intermedia, 1185 nucleotides long. The record is from the annotation of a GenBank genome assembly. NCBI's taxonomy places the organism in Eukaryota, Fungi, Ascomycota, Pichiomycetes, Serinales, Metschnikowiaceae.